CUGAACCUUAUAUUAGUCUUGCGGAUCCUUUGAAUUUCCAAAGGGUUACUCCUGUACGACGAGGUUUUACUCAACAAGGUAAAAAUGUCGAUCUGUUAAAUAAGGGAUCUUCUACAACUCAAAAAUCAAAAGCUGAAAUGUCAGAAGAAGAACUUCGACAAAUGGAAGAAAAUGAAUUUAAUACAGGACCAUUAUCAGUUCUACAACAAUCAGUUAAGAAUAAUACACAGAUAUUGAUUAAUUGUAGAAACAAUAGAAAAUUGCUUGCAAGAGUUAAAGCAUUUGAUCGUCAUUGUAAUAUGGUAUUGGAAAAUGUUAAAGAGAUGUGGACAGAAACACCUAAGACUGGUAAAGGCAAAAAGGCUAAGCCAGUCAAUAAGGAUAGAUUCAUAAGUAAAAUGUUUUUACGUGGCGAUUCAGUAAUCCUUGUGCUUAGAAAUACUGUAUAA
Molecule: messenger RNA, 449 nt
Organism: Entrophospora candida
Lineage: Eukaryota; Fungi; Glomeromycota; Glomeromycetes; Entrophosporales; Entrophosporaceae
Source: the annotation of a GenBank genome assembly